Microdochium trichocladiopsis is the source of this 1746-nucleotide messenger RNA. RefSeq names its product tryptophanyl-tRNA synthetase. Gene Ontology annotation, molecular function: tryptophan-tRNA ligase activity; ATP binding. Gene Ontology annotation, biological process: tryptophanyl-tRNA aminoacylation. Lineage: Eukaryota; Fungi; Ascomycota; Sordariomycetes; Xylariales; Microdochiaceae. Gene Ontology annotation, cellular component: cytoplasm. The coding region runs from base 177 to 1655 and encodes 492 amino acids. The transcript is spliced from 3 exons. The record is from RefSeq and is a predicted model, not a curated record.
UGCGACGACACGUUGAGUCACUGGCUUUGAAGACGUGGUCACAAAAGGCACACGACAGCUCCAGACCGGCCCAUCAAAGAGACGCUGCAGGCCGAGUCGGGCACCUCUUCGAAGACGACCAAUUCCCACGACUGCGACUCCCCCCCUUCCGAGUCUUCGAAUCGUGCUCAACAACCAUGGCCGAGCCCGAAGCUCCCACCCAGGCCCCUCCGGCCGCCGCGCUGGACCCUGUCGCGCCGGCUGCCAGCAAGCAGGUGGUCGACCCGUGGAACGUGGCCGGCGAGAUUGGCGAGGACGGCAAAGCCAAGGCGAUCGACUACAACAAGCUGGUCGAGGAGUUUGGCACCAAGCUCAUCGACGAGGACCUCCUCCAGCGCUUCGAGCGCGUCACCGGCCACAAGCCACAUCGCUUCAUGCGCCGCAAGAUUGUCUUCAGCGAGCGCGACCUCGGCCUCAUCCUCGACCGCUAUGAAAAGGGCGAGCCCUUCUUCCUGUACACGGGCCGUGGGCCUAGCAGCGACAGCAUGCAUGUCGGCCACACCCAGGUGUUUGACUUCUGCAAGUGGUUGCAGGAUGUCUUUGAUGUGCCAUUGGUCAUCAUGUUGACAGAUGACGAGAAGUUCCUGUUCAGCGAAAAGAGGACAGUCGAGGAGGUCCGCGGCUACGCCAAGACCAACGCAGCCGACAUCAUCUCUAUCGGUUUCGACCCGGCCAAGACCUUCAUCUUCUCCGACUACGACUUCAUGGGCGGCGCCUUCUACCGCAACGUCACCCGCUUCGCCAAGAUGGUCACGUACAACACGGCAAAGGCAGUCUUUGGCUUCAACGACAGCUCCAACAUUGGCAAGAUCCACUUUGGCGCCAUCCAGGGCGCCACGGCCUUUGCCACGACCUUCCCGCACAUCUUUGGCGACGACGAGGCCCGCGUGGCCAAGAUACCCUGCCUGAUCCCCUGCGCCAUCGACCAGGACCCGUACUUCCGGGUCACGCGCGACUGCGCCGCCCGGCUCAAGUACGCCAAGCCGUCGCUCAUCCACGCGCGGUUCCUCGACGCCCUCCAGGGGCCCGGGUCGAAAAUGUCGGCCAGCAAGGACGAGUCGGCCAUCUUCAUGAGCGACUCGCAGAAGAAGAUCAAGGACAAGAUCAACAAGUACGCCUUCUCCGGGGGGCAGGUCUCGGCCGAGGAGCAGCGCCUCAAGGGCGGCAACCCGGACGUCGACGUGUCGUACCAGUACCUGACGUUCUUCAUGGAGGACGACGAGGAGCUGGCCAAGAUUGGCGAGGACUACAGGACGGGCAAGCUGCUGACAGGCGAGCUCAAGGCAAUCUGCAUAAAAUACAUGCAAGAGUACGUCGCGGCAUUCCAGGAGCGCCGCGCCAAGGCAACGCCCGAGAUCGUCGCCCAGUUCAUGUCUCUGCGGCCGCUGACCUGGAGGGGCAACCCCAAGGCGCCGUACAUCCACGACCUGGCAGCCGCGACGGGCGGCCUCAGCGUCCAGGACGGCGCCGCCGCGGGCGGCGAGGGCGACGGCAAGAUGACCAAGAACGCGCUCAAGAAGCUCGAGAAGGAGAAGCAGAUUGCUGCCAAGAAGGCGGCCAAGGCUGCGGCCAAGUCUGGCGGCGGUGAUGCUUCCACGACGCCAGCAGCGGAGUAGAGCGGGAGUUCAUAGAUUAUAUAUCGAGACGAAAUCACGAUGAAUGAACAAAAGAGAAAGAAGAAGAAAAACCAGAAAUUUACAUGCCAAG